AUGGUGCGCAUUUCGGUCUUCAAGUACUACCAUCAUGCGAGUGCUCGGCGGCAUGAAUGGGUCUUCCUGGCCCAUGAUGGAGUAGGACCUGCUGCAGCGAGGAAAGGCCUGAUCAUUUUCCAGCGCCAGACCAGGCAGAAGCACAUUGCCAUCGGAAGCUGCGGGCGUUGGACAUGCGAGGAUGUUGGGGAUGGUCCACGAACCAUUGAGUUCAAGAACUUCGCUUGCGAUGAUGCCCCCAACAUCAACAGGCAUGAGCUCCUUUGGCAAUGUGUUGGUGCCUUCAGCGACGGUCGCAGUACCUGGACCUCCUACGAGAUGGGCCGGAACAAGAUCCAGCAGCGCACCAUGCAGUACAUCGGCUGGCUGGUGAAGGAGGACCCCUGGAGGAUGGAGCCCUUUCUCGGGCCAUGGCAGCAAGAUAUCCACGCUCCGGUCCCACAUGGUGCAAGUGUACUGCGGCAUUUGCCGUGUCUGGACUCCCACCCCGAGCUGCGCCAGCUGACGAACGAUGAGGAGCCGGACCUGGAGUGGACAUUAGUGGACCAGCAAUAG
Durusdinium trenchii is the source of this 555-nucleotide messenger RNA. The record is from the annotation of a GenBank genome assembly. Lineage: Eukaryota; Dinophyceae; Suessiales; Symbiodiniaceae.